Leptosia nina is the source of this 570-nucleotide messenger RNA. NCBI's taxonomy places the organism in Eukaryota, Metazoa, Arthropoda, Insecta, Lepidoptera, Pieridae. The record is from the annotation of a GenBank genome assembly.
AUGGCAUUAAAAGAAAUAUCUGGGGCAGAAUUAACUAAAGUAGAACCCCAAAAUGUAAAAGAUGGUGAAGUUUUAUACGAAGUGAGGUUUGGGAAAAAUAUACAACUGACGAUUCCCGAAGAAUGUUACAGUACAGGUAUUUGCGAAGAGAUCCCAGACUUUCCAGAAGAAGAAGUAAACGAUAUUAUUAAUAAAAUGAUGAUAGACAAAGUACACUUCAAUUACGACCCGGAUUUCUUGGAACCUCACACUGUCAUUAACGAAGCUUACAAACUUUGUUCAUCAAGACGAGUGUAUCUUCGGCCAAAGGCAGUGAGGGACUCCAACUAUCAAUGGUAUUUAGUACUUAACUCUAACUAUACAACUGCGCAGAGGUUCAAAGGAGAGCAAUGUCUAGGCCCUCCAGAAACAUCUUGCGUGAAUGUGGGUGGUUACUGCCGCGGUUUUCACGGAGAAUGUGUUCAGAAAUAUUAUAACAGAUACGUGCUCGUGCUUAGUAGCGACCUUAAACAAGUUUUGCGGAAGAUAGUAGCAUGGCCACUUUGCUGCGCUUGUGCGGUAUUUAGAUAG